Nelumbo nucifera (sacred lotus) is the source of this 1045-nucleotide messenger RNA. Its product is annotated as fatty acid desaturase 4-like 2, chloroplastic. The record is from RefSeq and is a predicted model, not a curated record. NCBI's taxonomy places the organism in Eukaryota, Viridiplantae, Streptophyta, Magnoliopsida, Proteales, Nelumbonaceae.
UCCCGGCUCCCCCCAUGCCCACCUUACUCCACCCCAAGUACCCAUAUCUGGGACUGGGCUGCCAUUUUCGUCGCAACACAUGUGGCCUCCCUCGCAUCGCCGCCCGUGUCUAUUGCUCGACGCCCAGCACUGCUCUUGAUGAACCACCACCACCACCACGCCUUCCAACAUCACCUCCCCUUGUUGCGACCACUCGACGUGCCAGCAGUGCCCCCCUACUCGAUGACCCUAGUUUGCGAUCAACAUGGUCUCAUCGUGCCUGGGUUGCAGCCGGGUGCACCUCGGUGUUGGUUUCCCUAGCAAAGUCGGCAAUUGAGUCACAUACAUGGUUUGAGCCUCUUGUUGCAGGGUUGAUUGGGUAUGUGCUAGCUGACCUUGGCUCUGGGGUCUACCAUUGGGCGAUUGAUAACUAUGGGGAUGCUUCUUCUCCUGUGUUUGGUUCCCAAAUUGAGGCCUUCCAGGGUCACCACAAGUGGCCGUGGACCAUAACCAAGCGCCAAUUUGCCAAUAAUCUGUAUGCGUUGGCCCGUGCAGUAUCGUUCGUUGUUCUCCCUAUAGACCUUGGUGUCAAUGACCCAGUUGUGCAUGGUUUUGUAGGAGUCUGCUCGGGGUGCAUCAUGUUCAGCCAACAGUUCCAUGCUUGGGCCCAUGGCACCAAGAGCCGGCUUCCUCCACUGGUUGUGGCAUUGCAGGACGCAGGGGUGCUCGUCUCGCGUGCACACCAUGCUGCACACCAUCGCCCACCUUACAACAAUAACUACUGUAUUGUCAGUGGCGCCUGGAACAAGUUUUUAGACAGAAACAAGGUUUUCGAGACACUGGAGAUGGUUUUAUUCUUUAGGUUUGGGGUGAGACCCCGAUCCUGGAGCGAACCCAACUCCGAAUGGACUGAACAAGUCGACAACCCAACACCUCUACAAGUCACACUCACACAAACGUGAACUUCGUCACAAGUGUUGCGACGUUGCUAUAUAUAUUUCAUUUUGUAGAUAGAUUAAAUUCGUGCGUCAAAUUGCAAACAAAAAGGGCUUCGUUUUGUCUUGAA